AUGUUGCCAAGGUUCAAUCCAACAAACCCAUUGGCUUGCAUGUCCGUUCUUGAGGAUGUGACCAGUAACGCAAAGCAGAUUCAAGACUCCGUGUUGGAAGCAAUACUUUCACGUAAUGCUCAAACCGAGUACCUUAAAGGUUUCCUCAACGGUCAACUCGAUAAGAAAAGCUUCAAGAAGAACGUACCUCUUGUAACAUACGAAGAUUAUCGCUCUUAUAUUGAUCGUAUCGCUGAUGGAGAGUCCUCUAAUCUCAUAUGUGAUCGACCCAUCAGUCUUUUCUUGGCCAGCACGGGUACUUCAGGAGGAUUCCCGAAGCUAAUUCCUUUGACAGCAGAGGACAUGGAACAGAGGAUACUGUUUGCAUCUCUCUAUGCACCUCUAGUCUUCAAGCACAUAAGAGGGUUAACCGAAGGAAAAUCUCUCAUGUUCUAUUUCGUGACCCGAGAAAGCGAGACUGCCUCUGGGUUGAUCGUGAGGUUUAUGUUAACUUGUGUCUUAAAAAGUGUGAACCCAAGCAACAUAUUUCUCUGGGAUCGAGUACAAGUAAGCCCGCAUGAGAUUUCGACUUGUGUAGAUACAGCUCAAGCCAUGUAUUGUCAAUUGCUAUGUGGACUUGUACAACGAGAAAAUGUAGCUCGCCUCGGUGCACCCUUUGCUUCUUCCUUCCUCAAAGUAAUAAACUUCUUGGAAGAUCACUGGAGUGAGUUAUGCUCGAACAUAAGGACAGGCCGUGUCAGCGACUGGAUCACAGACCCUCAAUGUGUUUCAGGGGUCUCUAAGUUCCUCACCGCUCCGAAUCCAGACCUAGCGAGCCUGAUCGAGCAAGAAUGUAGUAAAACAUCAUGGGAGGGAAUAGUGAAGAGACUAUGGCCAAAAGCAAAAUGCAUAGAAGCUGUUGUUACUGGCUCCAUGGUACAAUAUGUUCCUUUACUAGAAUUUUAUGGUGGAGGUCUUCCUUUGAUUUCAUCUUGGUACGGAAGCUCUGAGUGUUUCAUCGGCAUUAAUGUGGAUCCUCUGAGCAAGCCUUGUGAUGUGUCGUACACCAUUGUUCCAAGUAUGGCGUACUUUGAGUUCUUAGAGGUCGAGAAAGACCAUCAAGAAACUGGUCAUAAUCCUACAAAGAACCCUGUGGUCGUUGAUCUUGCCGAUGUUAAAAUUGGACAUGACUAUGAACUUAUUAUCACAACAUUUUCUGGUUUGUAUAGGUACCGCUUGGGGGAUGUUUUACGAGUGACUGGUUUCUACAACAACGCACCACAAUUUUAUUUUGUAGGAAGACAAAAAGUUGUUCUAAGCAUGGACAUUGAUAAGACCUACGAAGAAGACUUGCACAAGGCAGUAACAAACGCAACGUUCUUGCUCGAGCCACAUGACCUAAUGCUCAUCGAUUUCACUAGCCGUGUGGAUUCAUCCACGUUUCCAGGACACUACGUGAUCUACUGGGAACUCGGGAGAAAACUCAAGGACGCAAAAGUGGAGCCACACCGCCAUGUCUUAGAGGAAUGCUGCUUCACCAUUGAGAAGUCUCUCAACUCUGUGUACAGAAAGUUACGUGAGAAUGAUGGUACCAUUGGUCCACUUAAGAUUAAGGUUGUUAGGCGUGGCGCCUUUGACGAGCUCAUGAAUUUGUUUCUGGCUAGAGGCUCUUCUGUGAGUCAGUACAAGACCCCGAGGUCGGUGACGAGUGAAGAAGCUAUGAAGAUAUUGGAAGAGGCAGUUGUUUCCGAGUUUCUUAGCACGAAAACUCCGACGUGGGAACCACGUGAGAUGCACUCUGGCCGAUAA
Messenger RNA from Eruca vesicaria subsp. sativa (arugula), 1788 nucleotides. Lineage: Eukaryota; Viridiplantae; Streptophyta; Magnoliopsida; Brassicales; Brassicaceae. The record is from the annotation of a GenBank genome assembly.